Molecule: messenger RNA, 810 nt
Organism: Lodderomyces orthopsilosis Co 90-125
Lineage: Eukaryota; Fungi; Ascomycota; Pichiomycetes; Serinales; Debaryomycetaceae
Exons: 1
Coding region: 1-810 (269 amino acids)
Source: RefSeq, a predicted model, not a curated record
AUGUAUUGUAUGGAUGAUUCAGUUAUAGGGUCAUAUUUAACCACCAAAUUCAACUCAAAUAUUGAUUAUUUGGAGUAUGUUCCGGAACAACAACAACAAUACCACCACAACUACAACAAAAGCUGCCACUACAGCAUAAAUCAUACAGAUUCUACUCCUCACUAUUUAAGUGAUAAUCAAAAUUUAACCAAUUUCAUCAAAUACAUCAAUGCCAAUCCUGAUUUCAAAAAUCAUAACCAAUUUUAUUAUCAAAGAUUAUCAAAUAUAUGUUGGAGAAGAAUAUACAAGAAUCAUUGUAACUUAAAAACUAUUAAUCCAUUCACGAUAAAUUGGGAUAAGAAUUCGGAUAUUACUUGGUUAUAUGCACCUAAAUUAGUUGUACAAAAUGAGCUAGAACUUUCCACUGGAUUGGAAAGUAAGAACAACAUCAAGGCUUCUCCAUUUGAAUCAAUGUUGACUGAAGAUGACGACGUUAUUCUUACUGAUGAUGAUGAUGAAGACACUUCAGUUGAAGAAGAAGAAGACGAUAAUAUGUCGGUUUCUUCAGUAGAUUCAAAUACCACUAAUUUCAGUCUUUCUUCAAGAAAAGAUUCAACUUCAUCUUCAUUAUUCGAAAUGGAUGAUGGUAAACCACAGAACCCACAGUUAAAAUCAAUACUUAAACAUUCACCGACAACAGCCACCGCUACCACCACCACCACGAGAGCCAAAAGAGCUCGUCGUGUAUCAUUCAAUUAUAUCAUAAACACUAGAGAAAUCAUUGAUAAUAUUGCAUUAGACUACAAUUUUUUAGAUAAAAAUUGUAUUUAA